UUACUGAUUAAAUUUUAAUUUUAAAGAUGUUAAUUUUUUUGUUAAGUAUAUUAGUUAUUUAUAAAAAUGUCCAAAUCAACAAAACGAAAGCAUGUUACAAAAGAAAUACUAGAUGAUUAUUAUGAACCUAAUGAAGAUGAACAAAUUGUUCAGAUUGUAGCAGCUAAAGGAAACAAUCUCCAUGAAGUAAAAACUAUUAACGAUGAAAGUUUUUUAGUCAGUAUGCCAAAUAAAUAUAGAAAAAGUGUAUGGGUAAAACGAGGAGAUUAUGUUGUUAUUCAAAGUAUAAAAGAAGGACAUAAAGUUCAAGGUGAAAUUGUAUCCAUACUUUAUCCAAAGCAAAUAAAAUACUUAAAACAGAAAAAUAUGUGGCCUGAAGAAUUUAAUAAAAGUAAUAUGUUGGACGACAUUAGUCAAACAGAUAAUACAACUUCAAAGGCUGAAAAUUCCGAAGAAGAAAGUUGUAGCUCAAAGGAAGAUGAUGACAGCUCAGAUGAUACACUAUUUAAAAAUCCAAACCAUCGCAUUAACCAUACUUAUGAAGAUGACGAAAUCACUUCAGAAAGCGAGAGCUCGGCAAGUGAGGAAGAAAAUUUUGAUGAAGGAAAAAACAAUAACAAACACUGUUAUCAAGUUGAUAAAACUUGAAAUAAUAAAACAAAACAAAAAUCCGAGUCAUUAGAGGGUUCUUCCCGGGAAUUCUGAGCUAAAUUUUGCUGGAAUUUUAUCCGUUUCACAUUUCCCAUUAACCGGUAAAAUUACCAUAAUUUUCCUGAAAAAAUCAAAAAAUUACUUGUGUAUUUUAUUUGUGUAAUAUAUAAUAAUGUCUACAAAGCUA
Molecule: messenger RNA, 838 nt
Organism: Hydra vulgaris (swiftwater hydra)
Lineage: Eukaryota; Metazoa; Cnidaria; Hydrozoa; Anthoathecata; Hydridae
Product: probable RNA-binding protein EIF1AD
Biological process (GO): translational initiation
Cellular component (GO): nucleus
Molecular function (GO): RNA binding; translation initiation factor activity
Source: RefSeq, a predicted model, not a curated record